Messenger RNA from Manis pentadactyla (Chinese pangolin), 2183 nucleotides. RefSeq names its product B cell linker (gene BLNK). The transcript is spliced from 18 exons. Gene Ontology annotation, biological process: intracellular signal transduction; cell surface receptor protein tyrosine kinase signaling pathway. The record is from RefSeq and is a predicted model, not a curated record. NCBI's taxonomy places the organism in Eukaryota, Metazoa, Chordata, Mammalia, Pholidota, Manidae. Bases 171 to 1547 code for a protein of 458 amino acids. Gene Ontology annotation, cellular component: cytoplasm.
GUGCACCUACUUCACAAAGGGGUGUUUGCCAGCAGCCUGCACUCUCAGAAAUCAAACCAGGACCCUUGAGGCCAAACGCUUACCAUGCAUGCUGCUUCCUAGGAGAGCCAAGGACUGUUGACGUUCCCACUGGAUGGUUAUUUGCGGCUGUUAAACAAUUACCAAAAAGAAUGGACAAGCUGAAUAAAAUUACUGUCCCUGCCAGUCAGAAGUUGAGGCAGCUUCAAAAGAUGGUCCAUGAUAUUAAGAACAAUGAAGGUGGAAUAAUGAACAAAAUAAAAAAGCUGAAAGUCAAAGCCCCUCCAAAUGUUCCUCGGAGGGACUAUGCCUCAGAGAACCCUGCUGACGAAGAGGAGCAGUGGUCAGACGAGUUUGACAGUGACUAUGAAAACCCGGACGAGCACUCGGACUCGGAGAUGUAUGUGCUGCCUGCCGAGGAGACCGGGGACGACAGUUACGAGCCACCGCCCGCCGAGCAGGAGACAAGGACAGUCCACCCCGCCCUGCCCUUCACCAGGGGCGAGUACGUAGACAACAGAUCAAGCCAGAGGCAGUCCCCACCCUUGAGCAAGACCCUUCCCAGUAAGCCCAGCUGGCCUAUGGCAAAAGCAAGGCUGGCCUGCACUCUGCCAGCCCCGACUUCCCUUCAGAGACCUCAAGUCCCACCCAAACCCAGAGACCUUCUUGAAGAUGAGGCUGACUAUAUUGUUCCUGUGGAAGAUGAAGAUGAAAACUAUAUUCAUCCCACAGAAAGCAGUCCACUUCCAUCUGAAAAAGCUCCCAGGGUGAAUAGAUCAACCAAGCCAAAUACCUCUUCGAAGCCAGCCUCUCCUCCAGGGACAGUUUCAGGUCGAAACAGCGGGGUCUGGGACUCUAAGUCACCUUGUUCACCUGCUGCGCCAUCUCCACUGCCCAGAUCAGGGAAAAAAUCAGCUACACCACUGAAGAUGACUUCAGUUACCUCUCAACAGAAUGCCUCAAGUGUUUGUGAAGAAAAACCUAUACCUGCUGAACGCCACCGAGCAUUGAGUCACAGACAAGAAAAUAUGCAGUCACCAGUGUUUCCUUCUUCCCAGAAACAAAUCCAUCAAAAACCCAUACCUCUGCCACGAUUUUCAGAAGGGGGGAGCCCAACUGUGGAUGGCCUAUUACCCAGAUUUUCAUCUAAUUCCAGUUUGUCAGAACAGGAAGCUGACAUUCACUGUAAGCCAUGGUACGCUGGUGCCUGUGAUCGAAAGUCAGCUGAAGAGGCAUUAUAUAGAUCAAAUAAGGAUGGAUCAUUUCUUAUUCGGAAAAGCUCUGGCCAUGAUUCCAAACAGCCAUAUACACUAGUUGUAUUUUUUAAUAAGCGAGUAUAUAAUAUCCCUGUGCGAUUUAUUGAAGCAACAAAACAGUAUGCUUUGGGCAGAAAGAAAAAUGGUGAAGAGUACUUUGGAAGUGUUCCUGCAAUUAUCAAGAAUCAUCAACAUAAUCCCCUGGUUCUUAUUGACAGUCAGAAUAACACAAAAGAUUCCACAAGACUCAAAUAUGCAGUUAAAGUUUCAUAAAUUAAAAAAGGAAAAAGGAGGCCAACAUCAUUGCUUCAGACAUCUUCCCUAUUUCUACUUUUGAGAAAAAGUCCCAAAACUUCAUAUUUUGGCCUAUGAAUCAUCCAGUAAUAAAAGAGAAGAUGGAGACAGCUAUUGAGGUGGUCAUCCAUUUCUUUGUAAGAAAGUCAUAUGGACUUGUUCUAUUGCCUGACCUGAUGAACUGUUAAAAUAUGGUGAGGCUGAAUUAUCCUGCUACUAAUAUUCUCCAAAUAAAUGUUUUUAUUUAAAAGAAACAAGUGUAAAGUAUUUUUAGUUAAGUAAGAAAAUAACACUCUAUUUUCAAAAUAUGAAAAUAAUAAUUAUGGAUAAAAUAAAGCUGCUUGCUUGGAAUUUAGGCCACCAUAAUAGUCACUAAUGCACUAAUGAAACUAGGAUGUCUACUGUCAAUUAUGUUUUGGUUGAAAUUUUUAUGUGUAGAAAGUAAAAUAUAAUGUAUGAUAUUUAUAAGUACAGAUAAGGGGGAUACAUAAUGGUUCCUUUUGCUGAGUGUUCCCAACCAUGGGAGAUGUAUAUAGAUACGAACUUUCUAAAUGUUUUUGUCCACAAUUGUAUUGUUAGCUUUGCUUAUUAAAGAUAAUUAUACCCUCUUUGAAA